UAAAGGAAGUAAACAGAUAAGGAAAGUACAAGAAUGUAUCGUUUUAGUUCAGUCGACACGCGAAAGGAAUUUUCAAAUUGUUAAUGUUAUACAACAAUUAAGUACGCAUAGCUCAGUUGUUAGCAAAAUCGACAAGGUGUAAAGUGUAGACAGGUAGACAUUGAAAAUACAACCAUAUAUUCUAUGAUUGUUUUGAAUUAAUUUAUUACCAUUUUUUAAAGAAAACUGUCAUAAAGAUCAACCAUGAGUAACCUGACACACAGCAUUACAUAUGUAGUAUUGAUUCCUGUACUGACGUUUGCAUUUUUACUCUUUAUCACAAUUAAACUUUUGGUAUACAGAAGUAGAUUCUGCUGCAAGUGUAAAGAUGCAGAACUCAGGAAUACACAAAGAACACAGAUUUCAAAAGUUUUCUCGGAAUACAGGAACACGCAAAGUAGACAGAUUUCAACAGCUUUCGCGGUUACAGAACACAGGAACACGCAAAGAACAGAUAUUUCAACGGUUUUGUCGGAUGCAGAACACAGGGUUACUCAAAGUAGACAGAUUUUAACAACUUUCUCGGAUGUAAAACGUUUGAAUAGAGGUACUCCAGUAACUGUCCCAGCUGAUUUUAAACAUUUAGGCGUUCCAAUAAAAAAAGCUGCUAAUUUGAAAGAUGCUGUUGAUGACAAGCCAGUAGCGUGGACACCACCACCACCGCCUCCACCACCGGAUCCACCAAAUCCUCAUUCAUAAUAUUGUGAAUAACUGAUAAGAGACUUAUUUGCAAAAUACCUACCAUAACGGUAUCUUUUUUACCAAUCGAGAAAUGUUGUUAUUCCAUAUUGAUAGAACUUUAGUAGGUCUUUCUAUAUGAAUGGGAUUUUGAAUAAAUAAGCAUAUUCACCUGCUGAAAAAGUAUAUUCACCGCGCAAAACGUCGCGUGCUUUUACGUGUAUAAUAACGAUACAAUGUUUGACGUUUAGUUGGUUUUGGUAAAUAACUGUUAUUUUAUACAUAUUUUUCUCGCUCGGAACAUGGAAUAAAACAAUUACUGUCUUUUGUUUCGGUAAAUAUGUGGUUUAAUUGACUUUUGAAAAACCUAGUGACAUUCACUUCGGCCGUUGGCCUCAGUGAAUAUCAGUUUUUUCAAAAGUCAAUAAAAUCACACAUUUACCUCAUCAAGAGACAGUAAUUGUAUAAUAUCUUAUGUUCAUAAUAUUAUGGGUUACCUGUUUGAUUUUUAUUUUAAACAUUUCAAUCUACUGCAUGAAGUAAGAUUGCCUAAGUGCCUAUCAAAAAGGGAAGACACCGCGUUUUACUCAUCCAUUUGAACAUGGUGAAAUACUAUCUUUACCUCAAAUUUGAAGUAUAAUGAAUAACAUUGUGUCUAUUUUAACAAAUAUAGUAUACGGUAAUGUUGCUCGUUCACCUUUGUGUAAUAUGCAUUGUUUACAUUUUUGAAAAUUGCUCCCUUUACAAACCGACCAACAAUUAAGUAUUGUGCAUUGGCAUUCAUUUUUUUUUUUAUAUUGAUACUUAUAUAUGUGAAACAGGCAUAAUUUUCAAAUUACUUGAAAUGCCAAAUAAUUAGCUAAUUUACAAAACAUUCAUGAUCUUCAUAUCUUACUGUAUAGAAUGCUUAUGUUUUUGCACUGUACUGAAAUGUGUAAGUACUGGAAUUUUAGUUUGUAUACAUAAUGUAUAUAAACUUACCAUAGUUAAUUUAAAUAUUGUAUUUGUGCUAGAUCCGCGAUUUGUCUACAAAAGACUCAUCAGUGACGCUCGGUAAAAAAAAAUGUGAAAAAGGCCAAAUAAAGUACGCAGUUGAAGAGCAUAAGGACCACAUACAGCUAAGGUAAUCAGGUCAUGAGGAAAAAAAGCCUUAGUUUUUCAAAAAUAUAAUUUGUUAAUUUAUGAUAAUGACCAUAUCAAUGAUAAUUCAGGUCUACACAUGUGUGUGUUUAUGUAUGAAGAGAGUCUAUAACAUCACAAAUUAGCUUUGACUGUUCCACUAAUUUUUUGACAAAAAGACUCAUACUUUAUUUUGCUAUAUGUCAUAUGCAAUACAUUGUAUAACAUGAUUUAAACGACCUUUGUUAAUGUUUGAAAAAAAAAACUGUCUGUAGAUAACAAAGUGAAGAUAGUGUA
Mytilus californianus (California mussel) is the source of this 2133-nucleotide messenger RNA. RefSeq lists its product as uncharacterized. Lineage: Eukaryota; Metazoa; Mollusca; Bivalvia; Mytilida; Mytilidae. The transcript is spliced from 8 exons. The record is from RefSeq and is a predicted model, not a curated record. The coding region runs from base 244 to 738 and encodes 164 amino acids.